Porites evermanni is the source of this 4306-nucleotide messenger RNA. Lineage: Eukaryota; Metazoa; Cnidaria; Anthozoa; Scleractinia; Poritidae. The record is from the annotation of a GenBank genome assembly.
CUUAAAAGCUGCGAAGAGACUUCAACACGAAGACGCCAGCUGGGAAAGGAGAAGGCUCCGGCGACUGGCAGGCAAGCUCCCAAAGGGUACGCGAGUGCUCCGCCAUUAUUAUUAUUUUUUAGUGCAUGAUAAUUUUUUCUCAAUAACUUUUACGAAACUGGCUGCUGUAUUGAAAAAUCCUCUACAGUUCAAGAUUCGAUCACAGUAGCACUUAACAUUGUCAACAUAUUCAAAUAUUUUUGAAACCAAUCAGUUACGUACUGUGUAAAGUAAUUGGACGAUACCAAGAUGAAAAUGUACUCUGAGAUUUUAGCUAUAAAUGCUUGGUGAGUUGUAGCCUUUCAUGAAAUCGACAUUAAAAAAAAAACAAACAGUGCGAAUAACUAGCUAGUCGACCAACGUGGUCAGUCACCCCACUGUCAAAUAUGAAAAUAUUCAUGUAUGGGGCUAGUUGUUUCAGUUUUCGGCUAGCUAUUUACUGAGUCCUUGCUCUUGGUACUGGCAGUUAAUAGCCGGGUCAUCAUUAACUUUUUCUUGUUUUUCCUAAAGCAUUACGUUAAUUUUCGGAACAUGUUUAAGCGCAUUUAAUUUUAACGAAAUAGCCUUAACUUAAAUAGAUGGUAAGACUGCCUUCGUCAUCCCUCGACUUUUCAGCAUGAUCAGUAAAUAUGGGAUAUACUACUGUUCAAGCACGAAUCAAAGCUUUCUAUGUUCUCUAAACCUAAGCUUUCUUUUUGCUGUGCGUUUGCUUGGAGAUUCAGGAACGAUAAAAACUCUGUUGUUAAACAGUACGGCCAUAACGACCGUCAAUCUAUUUGCUAAACAUUUUCAUGUUGUCAUAGUGCUUACAAUAUUAAAGGGCGCUUUUAAGGGGAAAAAGAGAGCUUAUAACAAAAUUAAAGUGCUCUUCAGUGAAUUUGCAAAUUUUUGCUCAUCCAUUUAAACUGAUUUAGCUUUUAUCUCGCCAGCUGUAUCGCAUAUCUCGGCAACAAAUUAAAUAAACCUAAUUCGGUAACUGAAAAGUAAAAGUGUGUAUAUGUUUUUAAUACUUUAUUUGCUAACACUAAGCUUUUAACUCGUCGGAUGAGGAAAUGGCCUGUGCUCCAUUUUUGACAAACAGGGCUUUUAACAUUGAUAUGGAUAAAUUAUUGUGUUAUAAACUUUGAAAUAUUUUGUAUUUUAAGCCGAGAAAUGUAUUAGAAGAUAUUUGGCAAGUCAAUUUUCACAAAUUUAUUCUCGUCACCCCGAGUAGUAAACAUGUUAAUUCGUAUUUGAAAUAUGGAAAUUCACGAAAAAUCAAAAAAAUUCACUGAACAUGUUUCAAAAGUUGUUCUGGAGUUCUCAGUAAUUGAGGCCGCCCUGUUUCUUUUUCUUUGUCAUUUUGAAGUUAUGUUCGCAAUAGAACCCUGCUAAUACGACCAUCGCAGUGCUGAUAGCCAUGCAAAUCUGGUCGUAUAAUUAAAUGGGGUAUAUGAUAUUUUUACAUCGUCAUACAGUCACAUUGUAAUAAGCCUUUUCUAAACGAGAAAUACGUGUCUCGCAAACCCUCGCGGAACCGACGGAGCGCUUAACUUUUAGUGUCAAUUUGUCUGGAAAAUCCGUUUCCUUUGCUCUAUAUAAGUCUGAACUUCUGCUAAAUUUGUUAUUCUUGGUAUGGAUUCGAUAUUUGUUAAAGUGUUUUUCUUUGUAAGUAAAAUUCUUGCUUUUAGAGCUAGGCCCUCUUUGCUACUCUCCUUUACAAGUCUGAACUUUUGCUUAAUUUGUUAUUCUUGCUAUUCUUGCGAUAUUUGUUAGCGUGUUUUGUUGUUGUUGAAUGAAAAUUCUUGUCACUUUUGCGAUUUGUGCGAAAUUUGCAGGCUUCUAGAGGACCUUCUUUACCUUUCUUCUUUAUAUAAAAAAAGUCAAAAUUUUUGCUAAAUUUUUAUUAUUGUUCUUAUUCUUGCGGUGCAUUUUGUUAGCGUUUUUGUUGUUGUUGUUGUUGUUGUUGUUGAUGUUAUUGCAACAAAAUAUUCUUGUUACUUUUUCAAUUUUUGCGACGUUUGCGGACUUCUUUAGGACCUUCUUUACCUUUUUCUUUAUAAGUCUGAACUUUUGCUUAGUUGCUAUUCUUGUUAUUCUUGCGACUUUUAUCAGGUUUUUUUUGUUGCAAUGAAAGUUCUUGUUACUUUUGCGAUUUUUGCAGACUUCUUUUCAUUAGAUUUCUGCAAGCAGUUUCUAUCAAACAUGUUUUUUCUACAGCUUUCAAUCCUUGUUGAAUUUGUUAUUCUUGCUAUAUUUGCUAUUAUUUUUCUUCUAUACAUUUCUGACAACAGUUUCCUUAAAUCUUUUUUUGCCAAAAUUGCGAAGACAAUUUGUUAGCAAUUUUUUGCGACAGUGCUCAAUCCUGGACAUAGGUGUGUACUUCUAAAAACCUUUGUUAAGGGAUGGAAUAUAACAAAGGAUCUAAGUGUCACUAUUUCUCAUUGGUCUUUUCAGUGUCAACGGGUUGGUCUUAAACCGAGGUUUCACAUGGGCACUUUAAGACUAACCAGUGGCUGAUUCAGACCUUCAGAUAAGGGGGGUGGUCAUCCAGACCCUGAGAUAAGGGAGGGGCGGGCCCCCCGGGCCCCUCCCCUUGAUCCACAACUGCUAACUCAUGCUCUUUUGAACCACGGGAAAUUGAAAUAUUUUCCUCCGUUACCUCGCCUGCCGACCUGAUCUGCCUUGAUUGAGUCUAUUCUACUAUUUCCAGUUUUCCAUUGACAGACAUAAAACCUUUCUCUUUUAGGUAAAUAGAAUGACAGCGCUAGCGUCUACGUUUGCUCCGACAGUCACUGUUAAAGUUUACAAAAAUGGGAACCCCAACUUUCUGGGCAAGACGAUGGUCAUCAACAGGCGUCGCAUCCGUUCCAUGGAGGCUUUGUAUGAUGAGAUCACCUUGCGUUUAUCCGCGUUCAACGCCGUGCGAAAAAUUUGCACGCCAAUCGGUGGGCGUCCCGUGCAAAAUCUUGAAGGCAUUCAGAACAAAAGCGUGUACGUAGCUGCCGGGAGAGAAGAAUUUAAAAAGCUGAACUAUGCAGAUCUGGGUACCUUGAAGCCACGCCCGCCCCGAAAAGGGAACUUUUCCCCCAAGAAAAUUGUAACCGAGGGAAGACAUAAGAUGGAUUACGAGUGGGGAAAACGCGAUCUGAAAAUCUUACACGUUUUCUGUAAUGGGGAUGUUUUCAAGCCAAGUGUGAAAAUCGUUCUUCAAAAGCGGCUGCAACAGAGUAUGGAACAGAUUUUGAACAUUGUACAGGACCAUGUUGUUUUGGCGGCAGCCAUUGCUGCGUUGUAUACAGUUGAUGGAAAGCUUGUGUUUACUCCUGGUGAGCUGGUCACCGGCGGACUCUACGUCGCGGUAGAACGAGGAAAGCCUUUUAAACGUGAAAAUUACGGUGGAAGUACCUUUGUUUCGAGAAGCCCUCGUGUAGCAUUUUUACCCCCUAUCGGCAACGGACAGUUGAUACAAACCGGGGCGCAACGUUUGACGAAAAAACAUGGAACUAGGAAAAAACGGCAAAAAACGAAAGCUAAUGGUGAAAGCAAAACCAACGGACAAUCAAGUGAUCAAUCAUUUGAUACGAACGUCAUGUCCGUUACAUCUCCCAAUGACACUAAUCCAAUCUCUUCCCCACACCCUCCAAUCUCCCAUGCUCUGCUCCGCGCGAGUGUAUCUCAGGACCUUGAGAGCGUGAAUAAUUUCACGAUAUCGUCUUCACCACCUAGAUGGCUAGAAGACGACUCACCUAUACCCGAAGACACGUCCUUAGAAAAAACAGAUAAUGACAAAGACGAAGGCUUCAGGGUCGGGAGCGUGUUCAAGGCCAGCGGAAUGCUACAAGAGGAAGCGGAUGAAAUAAAGGAUAUGCGCCAGACAAAGAAAAAGAAACCGCUUGAUACACUUCCGGCGGAAGAAGUUAUGGAGGAAGUGGUUGAGCAAAUUGAGAACACUGGGGCGACAAUUUCUGACGAAAGUCCCCGUAGGGGUGAUCAAAGUAAUGACGAAGGUGAAAAUCACCUUGAAAUCACAGACGAUUCCAACGUUGAACAAUUUGUCGGUGAAGUGAUUCAGAGUCAGAUACAGGUUUUGCAAGAUAAUGCCCCUAGAGAUGAAUUUAAUUCGAAAUCUGAAGCUGAGUCUACUAACAAGAACACGAGUUCUGGCAAACCGCGAAAAGAGAAAAACCAAGAAAAGAACGAUAAGUCUUCAUCAAAGUCGAAAGCUCGUAACAGCAGAGGCAGCAGAGCAAGCCAUGACGCAACACCGAGCAAAACAAAGAAGUAA